GUCGGACAGCCGCGCUCAGAUUCAGUAUAGGGACUAGUUGUUGGAGUAGAGAGCGGGAGGCGCCACUUCAUUACAUUUCAGAGCACCAGCUGGAGGAAAUAUUCACCUGUGCGCUGCCAGGACGAAUUCACAAGGAUUUUCAUUAAUUUUUAGCAGACUCUGUCUUAAAGGCGCAGCGAGGGGACACUUGAAACAAGAAUCUGUCGGACUCCUGCUCCGUCCUGUAGCCAAACAAGUUUAUUUCGCCUCGAACGAGUGAGCUUUUACACAGAAACUAAGCCGCAUCUGAAGGUAUCGAUUUUUUUUUACAUUUACUUCGGAGACACUGCGUGCCUGGUUUCAUAAAGGGGACCGUAAUCGACCAUGGCGAGACAUGACGCCCGAAAUUGGCAAGACUGCUCAAAAAUGAUCGGACUGCUCUGCUUCUUGUUCGCCUCGAUACUUCAACAUGGAGUGUCAGGUCAGCGGGUGAAGGUUGAACCAGAGGUGACAUCGUACCCCGGCCAGACCGUCAACCUGCGAUGUGCCUUCACUGAUUCUGCUGGGAUUCAACUCACAAUGGUUACAUGGAUCUACGAGCCGAAGGACGGAGAAAGGAUCAACAUCGCUGUGUUUCACCCAAAGUUUGAGCCCAACUUCCCCGAAUCCCCCGUGAAGGGCAGAGUCAGUUUUUCACCCAUCCCCACAAGCCUGGAGAGUCCCUCCAUCCAGAUAAGAGAUGUUAGGAUGACCGAUGAGGGGAAGUACAUCUGCGAGUACGCUACCUACCCCAGGGGCAACGAGCAAGGCAUCACGCACCUCGUCAUGCUGGCUAAGCCUCAGAACUCGGCCUCCAUCGUAACGGUUGAAGCGGGCACUAAGCCGGUGGUUGUGGCACGCUGUGAGUCUGUGGAUGGCCGCCCCCCUGCCCAGAUUUCUUGGGUGACCGCAGCCAGUGGCAAUGCAACAACAGCGUCUAAGCCGGGUACCGACAACACCGUGACUGUGACCAGUGAGUACCGCAUGGUCCCCACAGCAUUGGACAACGGGAAAGACCUCAGCUGUGUGGUGUCUCACAGGACCCAGGUCAAGCCAGAGAGCUUCCACCUGAAGCUAGCAGUUCAAUACGCCCCUCAGGUGACAGUAGUGGGUUACGACAAUAAUUGGUACGUGGGUCGUACAAAUGUGUUGCUCACCUGCCAGGCGAACGGAAACCCGGCUCCACAGACCGCCCAGUGGAAGACGAUGUCAGGAGAGAUGCCAGACACAGUGCAGAUCACGGACAACGUGCUGAAGGUGCUGAAGGUAGACGAGGCCGUCAACACCACUUUUGUCUGCGAGGUCAAGAACCGCAUCGGGGUCGGCAGGGACCAGGUCACAGUCAUGGUCAGAGAGCCCUCAGUGAACCCAUCCAAUGCCGGCGUGGUGGCAGGAGCUGUGAUUGGCUCCCUGCUGGCCCUCCUUUUGGUCGCCGCUCUCAUCGCCGUGCUUGUCACCCGUAGCCGCAGGCAACAGCAGGGCUACCGCGCCAAUGGCGGCAGCGACAUGAAGACGCGCAUAUUUGGAGGCGGCAAGAAGGCCAGCAAGAACGGCACGGGCGGAGGCGCAGGCAGCGGCGGCGUUGGAGGUGGCAACAACAACGGCCCCAUCUACGUUUACAACGAGAGCUCGUCCCACCAGGGCCUCGGGGAGAAAAACAACCACCACCAGCCGCUCACCAUCGGGGGCCGGCCUGAAGUCGUGGCCACCACACCCACUGCCCAAGACAUCCUGCUUAGCAAUGAAUUAGAUGAAGCGGAAAGGAGGAAGUUUGACGAGCUGGAGGAGGAGGAGAGGUAUGACCACUUCACCGGAGGGGCCCCCAUCCUUCAGCUUCGCCCACCGCAUGACCAGGACGAUAUGAUCGGAGAUUACAUGGAUGACGACAUGGAGUCCCAGCGGGAUGGCUCCGUCAUCUCACGGACUGCUGUUUACGUAUAGAGGAGGAGGAGAAGAAAGGAGGAGGAGAAGAAAAAGGAGGGAUGGAGGAUUCCUCCCAAGGAUUUUGUGGCUCCAGGGUCUCGUCCCUGUCUGAUGGAGAAGAGAAAAUGAUACCACUUUUAUUUUUGAAAAUUGAUUUUAAACAUAGCUUAUUAUUAAUAAUCACAGUGCAGCCCCAGAAUGGACUGAAUGAACAGGAGGGUGUGGAGGGAUAUUCCAAAAGGAGCGUUGCUGUUAUCGGGUCCCUAAGAACUGAAAAUCACACAGAGAAAAGAAACAACCUGUCUCCCACUGCUUCUACUCAUGCUAUCGCUAUCACUGGGACCUUGACAAGGAGUCUUGACAGACAGACUAAAAGAGAGAGACUAUGUAGUGUGGGAGUAGCAUAAUGGAAUCAUGAUACAAGCUUGGCUUUAGAGGAAGCAACUCACUUGCAUAUUCACUCUUAUCUUCACCAAAACAGUAGAAGUGGAAGGGGUUGUCAAGCAGUUACGUGUUGCCUGCUAUUCUCAGUCCUCCUGUGGGAAACCUUUUGUUUUGGUAAUGCGUCGUGCUGUGACAGCUGGUGGGUAGUUAGUAGCUAGUGAUGGGUUGGGAAAAAGGUUUUGAAGGUAUAGACAGUGGCCAUCAGGUGAUUUAGAGAGAAGAACAAAGUAUUUGCUCAAGUCUUCUGGCGAGCUUUCAUUUCAGCUCUCUCUUCUGCCUUUCCUCUCAGACAUCUCUGCAAACUAUCAGCGACGGUAGACACGCUUGAAUUUACAAAAUUUACAAAGAACAUUAGGUCCUUAUGUGCUGCACAAACACACGAGCAGCUGAAUUGAACAAAGUAAGUUUGCAGAGAGUUUGAGCUAAGUUCUUAACAAGGUAUUCACAUGCAAACUUUUGUACUGUGCCUGGAGGUAAGAGACGGUAAACAAGAGAUGAGGGAAUGAGGUGUAGCCGAUCUGACAGGGUCAAAGGAUGAGGAGAGAGGGAUGCAGGAGACAGGAGGACUAGAGAGGAGCAUGUCUCUUCUUUUCUCUUCCUCCUCAUCCCCGUCUCUUCAGAACGCUCCUGACAGGAGGAGCUUGAUUGGUAAUGAGCCGUGAAGUCGCUCGCUUAGCCGGGACCAACAGAUUGCCACCACUUAUCGUUUAUGACGUGGCGAUUCCUCCCCCUCCCACCUCUAUCUCUCUAUCAUCCCUCCGUCUCUCCCUCCCUCCCUCUCUCUUCAUCCCUCUCUCCCAGUGUUUAUGGGGAGUUUAUGAUUUAUCCGGUAUUGUAGAGGUCAGGGCCACAGAGAGCAGAGGAGUAUUUUACUGCUCCUGAUGUGUCAAACGCACCACUUACUCUAUUCUGGCUCGGCCUGCCCUGACAUGCCAGGACUGACUAAUCCACCUGGAGUGGCCAUGUUCACUCCACUGCAGCCUCCUCCCACACUUUAUGAAAUGACCGGAUGUAACAGAGCCCCACCUCUAAAGUAUCAUGGCGUUAGGUUAGAUAGAUUUUCAAUGAGAUUGUGUUAUAUUUCUUUCCAUUAGCGGAUGUUGUUAAAUGUAGUGAAUUGAUCGGGAGACAUAAGAGGUUGCAUACACGGCAAAGCUAUGGGAGUAAUAUUGACUAACGGGCCACAACAGCGAAACGGCCCUUUAUGAUGCAGCUUCAGGGCUGAUUGUCUCCUGACUGUUAAUUUCUCCUUCUAACGAGCCACCGGAGGCCCACUCAGACAAAUAUUACUUGGUGGCUACCGCACGCUCCUGUCUUUGAGGCUAAGUGUGUACAUUUGCACGUGCCGCUGUAUGUUUGUAGCCAUUGGAUGACUGUGAUGGACAAUCUUGGAGGAGGUAAAGCUCUACUGUAGCUCCUCUAAUCAUGCUUUUCCUGCCCUUCUAAUCAACUCCCCUUUUGACCCACUGGGAAUCUGGUGGGUGCAGCCCUCCAUGACUGUACUGCCCUUUUCGAAGGCCCAGCUAAGAUCUGGGUUGCAGCUUGCUGCAGGUCUCGAGGUCAAAUACAGGGUGACCCAUUGCCAAGAGCAAGCUAGACUGCGCUUGCCUGCAUUUCAUAUCAUAGCUGUUUUCAACCUUGAGCUAUAGAGGUGAGAAACACUCACAGAGAGUGCAAGUAUCUGUACAGGGCGAGACAGCCCUGGUUUGCCAUUGUGAUGGCUGUUAACCUUCAGAGAGGCGGAGAGAGAACAUGAGAGAGACACGGGAGGUGAUGACAAAAACAGAGACGGCAUUCAGUGUUUGAGCACCGUCCAGCAUAUUGUAAGUGUGUUCAAUAGAAUUAUCAUCGAAUGGCCUUAGCUCAUACAUAAAUGCAACUCCUGUCAACCUGGGGGUACAGCUAAAUUUACAGAACACGGCUGAUUUGUCACAACCACUCAAAGUAAAACAAUGUAUUUUUGCACUUGUGUGUGUCACCGCUACAAAGAGAAAUAUGAGUGUAAUACUUGGUUUUUGGGGUCAAAAUAGUGAUAAGGGACUAAACUGUUGUAUGUACAUUUUGGUGUGAGGUAUCUGUGUACUAUAUAUGUAAGCAUCUUUAUUUUUCUUGUGAAAAUGUGGAUAUUUAUGUAAAUAUCAGAUUGAUGGAACCAGUGUUGCCGGUGAUGUGGAAUUAAAGAGGAAGGCGUUCUGGGUCUGCUAAGACUAAAGUUCAAAACGUCUCAGAAGGCAUUCCGAAUGUAAUUUUUAAUCUAAUGAAAACCUCUGUGGUUUGGGUGUUAAAACAUACUGAACUGACUGAGCUGAGUUUGCCUAAUGCCUAAGAGUCGAUUUGUAUUAGGGAGGGUAAAAAUAUGAUAUAUGCUUGUAUAAUUUGUUCAAAUUAGCAUUACCUGCAUUUCCACAUAAUAAGCACACUGUAUUUUAUUUUGCACAAUUGGCUUCUCCUUCUCCUUGACAGACACCCUGCACAAUUCAAAUAUACCCACAAUACUCAUAAUUUAUCAGGUAGACCGUAACCACACUCAAUGGUCUGUGUUGAGUCAGCUCUGUGUGUGUAUAUAUAUGUGUGUGUGUGUGUGUGUGUAGUAGUGUGUCCGUGUAUAUUUCCCUGAUGCUCGGAGGCUUUGGGACUUCUCUCACUGCCAAUGGGGCUGUAACCUGAGUAGCCACCCUUUGUCACCAUGGAAAACUGGCAAAAUAAAGAUAUUAUUGUGCGAUUCCAAGACACACUGGCGCACACACACACAUACUGUACAUAUACAUACGCAGAAUGCCGAGAAGCAAUCGCCCACACACAAACACCCCUCAGUCACUCUCAUUAUGCUCAACUCCCACAGCCAAACUGUGCAGAAGACACCUCAUACCUGACAACUCUGCCAUCUCCUGACAUAAGCCCACACAAAUGUGCUCGCAUAGCUGCACACAAACACACACACACACACACACACACGCACACACGCACGCACACGAAAACACUUCUUUCUCCUCCUUCUUGCUCAGUGGCUCUGUCAGGACAUAUACUGUGUCCUGUUAUUGUGAAAAGAGCCGCAGCAUGAUGUGUCCCCUGCAUCACUGCUUUCAGAGAGUCCAACCCGAUCCAGAAUCCGUGACCAUGUCGGACAGAGACAACUACACAUUCAGGGACGGGCACCUUUUCACCCAGUGUCAGAGAAACAGGCUUUUUAGGAAACUGUUUGUCCGUUCCGCUUUUGUUCCACACGGGGAAUAUAGCUUUCAUAAAAAUGCCACUGUGCUGACCCGCUCCCCCUCCCGGAUCCUUUUGAAUGCUUUUAAAGAGGCACAACUUCCUACUCGUCUCCCAAAUGUUGCUUUCCACUUCUUUCACUUCAGCCGCCCCUGCCACCGUCGCCACCACCACCACCUCCUCACACACACACACACACACACACACACACACACACACACACACACACACACACACACACACACACACACACACACACUCAAACAAACCAUUGCCACCCACCUCAGCACCCAAGUAAGGCUUGUCAGACAAAAUGCUUUUAGAGGAAUCCACGAUCCUGGCCCGGGUCUAGCACAAGGUUAGGAAGUCAAAAUACACAGUAUUUUUUUCUUUUUACAAAAAGCCACAUACUGUUUGUUCAACUCCAAACAUCUGAUGACUAAUCAGAGCCUUAACAUCUCCCAUCUCACUCGCAUAAAAGAAAAAAAAGAGAAAACCUCCCUGUGUAUAUAGUAUAAAUAUAUAAAUACGUAGCAGAGAAAAAGAUAUUACUAAUUUAUGGUGUCACGUUUGUGUAUUUCUCAGUGACAGCAAGCAUGAAGGAUUUAUUUUCUCCUAUUACAGUUUCCCCUCUUUUCUGUUAUUUUGCAGUGCUCUUUAAUUUAUGUUUUCUGAGUGCUUUAUUCUUGACUGCUGCGCUGUGAUUGCUGCCAAAAUUGGCAAAUGUGCUUCUUCUAUACAAAUGAACUGUACACACAACAAAACAGUCUUACCCCCCAAAAAUGUGCUUUUUAUUAUUGACUGCUCUGUGUAAACGUUGUUUUUUUGUAUUUUUUUUUUAAUUUUCAAUUUUUAUUUUGGUCUUUUUGAAGGAAAAAAAAUGACUUAGAAUUGUUGUCACCAUUUUGUCGUGUCUUUCUAUAUUUUUUCGUAUUUGGUUGCUAUUAAAGAUUUCUUGAUUUUUGAAAUGUU
Molecule: messenger RNA, 6567 nt
Organism: Centropristis striata (black sea bass)
Lineage: Eukaryota; Metazoa; Chordata; Actinopteri; Perciformes; Serranidae
Product: nectin-2-like
Exons: 7
Coding region: 364-1959 (531 amino acids)
Source: RefSeq, a predicted model, not a curated record